CAAGGGCAACUGGGGAACAACUCUAUAAUUAUGUUACUUAGUUAAUAUAAUUCUAUUUGUUUCUACCAUGUGGACUAUCAGCACUAUGGCUAUGCUAAGCGGGUUCGUCUUAGAAACGACCAAAGGGAAACUUCUAAGGGGGAAAGAACUACAGGUACAGGGGGACGAAGGAACCAAGCACUUGUUAAGCAGGCAUAGGCUUAGGCAUAGUGAAAAAAUUCUAGCGCUAAAGGUAGAGAAUCUCCCAGAGAGGGUGGAAGAGCAGGCGCACGCGGAGGACUUGAAGCUGAGGAAGAUGACGCGGAGGACAAAUAUACCGGAUCAUUCCUAGCACCUUUGUAUCGAACGAUUAAGGGAGUGGAGCGUUCUCAUGCAGCGCCAAGAGAUCCGAAACAGAUGUAUAAAUUGCCAGAAUGGAGAAAGAAUGUGAAGUAUGGGGAGACGCGGAAAGAGGUGGAACAAAGGCUUGCUGCUGAAAAUUAGGACUACUCAUCUACAAAUUUUGAUAGUCGCGAUCUUGUGAUUAUUGAAUAAAUAUUUACUCCAUGAUAGAAAUACUGACUUUGAAAAGUCCUAGGUAAACCUCAUUCUGUUCGAAUUCGAUGCAGAUCCCCAAAAGUAGAAGUCGUGACAUUUCAGAUCUGUAAGUCAUUCAUUAUGAUCAUACGGAUAUUUCAAUUUCGUCUAAGUAUGUAAUCUACUUCUCACAUCACGCAGGCUAUUCGUUUUGAUUAUCAAUGAAGUGCCACAGUUCAUGGCUAUAAGGUUUAGUACGGUGGUCAUACUAGAAGACACUAUCUGUAAGUGGUCUUCUCUCUCUAAAGUACAGCAGCAGCUGAAGCCUUAGCUGCGGAACAAUUAAUGAUUGCAGAAGCGAUGGAACAUGGUCAAACCGUUGAGGCGAAACCUUUGAUUAAGGCUCAAUACAAUUCAUUUCUACAAGUAUUUUCUUGCUAUUUCUUUCUCGGAAUUGCAAGAAAUGCACGCAAGAAAUUAUGAAUUGUUUAGAGCUCUAAUUUGAUGCCUGAGAGGAUGAGUUUGAACAAUAUGCUCUUGGAGCGACGCGGAGGGAAUUCCCCGGUAGUGAAGACAGUUAAGGAACGAAUAUAAUGGUAAUCCAUAAUUCCCUCUUCGAUGUACCUGGAACUAGUCACAUUUGAGUAGAAUGUGGUUAACAUAAUGUGGUGCCACUAUGCAGUACAGAUGAAGAUGAUCCCCUGUCACUCAAGCUACAAAUAGUACGUAGAUGCAAGCUCUAAGACAGAGCGACACCAGAAAACAAAGAGGCAGGAGGAAGCUGAUAGGGAACAAGCGCGAAUCGAGGCAAUUCAAGACCCUGUAGGACAGAGAGUGCGGGAGAGAGAACCGACCGAGGCGAAACGUUAAGACUCACAUCAGGAACUCCUCUAUCCAAACUUCUAUCUAUCAUAUCCAUAAUUCCAAAGAGUAAGUUGUAUUUCAUUCCCUUACUUUCAUCUGUCACUGUUUCGUCUUGCCGGUAGUUAUUUAGCAGGAGUACAACUUGGGACGACAUGAUGACUCCUUAUCGAGGAACAGGAAUUAGAUAUUGUUUAUAAAUCAUACCAUGCAGUACUAUAGGGCUAUGAUAGGGAACGUAGUUAGUUACCGGGUAACAAACUACUUAGGAUUUGAUUAUUGAUGGAGGCUCUAAUGAGGGGAUCGUUACUUACGCGACGAAGAACGCGAUCUGAAUGGCGGUAUGGCUGAUGACGAUGCCGUUUCGUAUCGACGAGCGAUGAAACGGUUUGCAGAUGCAGAUGGAACGGUCAUUGGUAAUCUGAAACCGGAAGUGCCGACAUCCAGUUAAGAAUCUCACUUGAAUCCAUCUUUGCCUGGUGCAUCCUCCCUAAGGUCCUCAUCCUUGUAAUUGUUUUUUAUCAAACAAAAAGGACGAGGACCUUAGGUAGGAUUUUUAAUUAUUGUUAUUUUUAUAAAGUAUCUACUAUAUUUUUCCACAUCCACUCCUUCCUUGAGUACAAAACACAAAGGUACAGCAGCUACAUAAAGAUAAAAUCUACAAGAAUGCAGCUAAGUAAAGAUGAAUAUCGGAUGAAAGCCCUAAUGCAUUGAUGCUGCAAGUGGCGGAUUGCAAGAGCCUUCCGCACAAGAACCUCCUGCUCGGCCAGCCUUCGCCCAACAACAACCAUACGCGGAAACUAGUAUCAUCGCUGACAAGAAAAACAUAGUAGACAGAAAGGGAAACUUGAAAGCUGGUAUAUUGAAACGAUACGAGAAGCCUCCUGUGAACCUCGCGGGACUUGCUGAUAUCAAGCAAUAUGGAGAUCGCGGACUAGUCGAAGAAGAGCAUGAGGGUGUGAGUGCUCUUCUCGAACGGUUUUCUCCGGAAAGGCGUGGAGAACUGGACAAGAAAACGAGAAGCUUACGCGGUGGAAGUACAAGUAUGUCAACAAGCAGUGGAGGAGGCGAGCCUUCUUCAACAGCAUCGGACAAAAAGAAGAAGAAGAAGUUGAAACAGACAGGAUCGAAGUUAGGUCUAGGUGAUCAUGGUCUGGAAUCAGGUGAUCCUAAUAGCAAUGUGCAGGGGCUCUCCACGUCAACCGCAUCACGCACGCCUAAAACAGAGCGUGCAGGACUGACUAAGUCACCGUUUUCCCCACAGCAAAACCGCAAGCGCAACGAUGAGCGGAAAAGAGCUGGAGUCGAAAGACUUCAGAGGGAUGGGCCGAGACGGCGUGGAGCACCAUCAGGCAUCACGCCUGGAGAAGGCGAGGCCAGAGCCGGAACCAUACACGAGGGCGAUGACGACUCACCGCAAGCCAGAACGUCUGCUGCUAGCGACCUCUACGUGAGCAACAUGGCUCAAGAGGAGGCACAUGAUAAGGACGGAGAUGAUCAACAACAAGGAGACGACACUACUGCUCAACAAGAGGGCGCUUCUCCGUUACCACACUUUUAUCAAGAACCUCCAUCGUCUUCCCCCUCGUCUGAAGAAUGCAUGAUGGAGCCUGAAAGGGGUAAUAUAUCAGCAAGCACUGCUAGGAAGACCUCGAAGACAAGGAAGACUAGUGCUAAUACUACUAGUCGUGCUAGAAUAAAGGGCAUGUCUCUUGGAGGAGAAUUGAGGCGCGGCAUCGACUUAGAGAGCUUAAUUGCGACGAGGCCUGAGUUGAAUCAGCAAGCACAUCAGCUGAAACAACAAGUGGAUCAACAUAACCAUCGUGUUGAGCUUGCAAGACAAGAAGAUAAAGACCAAGUUGUAGCAGAUGUGGAGACAGUGGAAGUCUUGCGAGAAUCUCCAGCGAGGAAGGGACCUCCUACACCAAAACCAAAAGGAGAAACCCUAAUUAGAUCGCCGAGUCCGUCGAAAAAAGAGCCUCGACCACAGCCUCCUGACGAUGUUCGUGAAAGACAGAUACGUAAUCUCCAGGGUAAUUCGACGAACCAAGAAAAUCAAGCGAACUCAUCAUCUUUGUCCAGGUAUACCACAACUAGUGCUGCUUCUGCUUCUAGUCAACAAAAGGAUGUAGCAGUAGAAGAACCACCGGCAGGCCCAACAGCCGCUUUUGAUAAACUUCUCGCUGCACACAAUAGUUCUCUUCUGCUUCGUGAGAAACGGAAGAAGGAGGAAGCACAAAGACGCCAACGCGAUGCUGGCAGAGUAGUCCGCGUUGAAGAUGAUCGUGCGCCUGGUAUGCCGCCUCUGGGGUCUUGUUGCUCACCUAGGGAACCAAAGUAUCAAGAGCAGACGUCUUCGUCUUCUGCAACUUCUAUGUUGAGCCACGAACACGAUUUCCAAGUCUUCGGAACUGCAGGUGGUACCCGCAUUGACAUGGACGAUCGUGGAGGAACAAAUGUCGGAGGUGGAGGUCUAGGAGGUCUUCUAGUGGAAGACAAGAGGAAAUCUUCGUUAUCAUUAUCACGACAUCAAGCUCGACCAGGAGAUCUUCUUGAAUCGCCAGUUAAGGGACAGGACCACUACGAGUUGCCAGCUCCGUCUAAACUCCUAGCACGCGCUCAACAUCAUGUUGCCCGUCGCUGUCUAGCACUCUCCGCUAAGAAUGCUGCUGCUGGUGGUGGAGGUGGGGCAGUUGUCAAAAAAUAAUGACAAGAACUCAUGAACAUGAUCAGCUUUGCAUGAUCCAGGAUAAUAUCAAAGUAAGUCUACUAAAAGUAGAACUAGAAAUGGCAAGUAUUUUCGAAAUUGACGAUCACUCAUUCUUGAAAUUAAAUAGAAUAGAGAUACUCAAUAACUCAAACUCCAAAGUCAUGAAAAAAAGUAACAGGCAGUAACUUACAAUUGCAUAUGCGAACACCCGGCGACCAAGAGCUUAUACUAUUACUAUCAAGAUGUAUCACGUGAACCCGACUGAGAACUGAAGAUGACAACUCGAAAAAAACUACACAAAAUUUCGAAACUUCGACUUAAAAAAAACUGAAACUACUUUUGCGGAAAAACAUCAGAAAAUCAAGGCUAUUCGGUCUAAGUUUAAUCAAACUAACUCAUGAAAAUUGUAAAGUGCACUUGUGCUUGUGGCUCACGUGGUAAGCCACGCACGUAAAGCACCACGUAUGUAGAGCUUUCAUUUACCGCUACCCUCUAAAAGUAGUGAAGAUAGUAUGACUAUGACAGAUGAACAAGUAGGCCGGCUAAUAUACAAAGUGUAAUACAAAUGUCAUUGAAAAUGAACUGCACAUGUAAGAAACAAGAACCGAUUGUACAGCCACCCACACCAGCAAGAAAAAAGUCAAAGGGGUUGAUAAGGAAAUAUUCGCGAAGCUGACGUCGCAAAGUACAAGAAAACAAAUAUGCUAAAAAGUAUAGCAAGUAAUAGGAGAUACGAGUGGAAGAAGUAGUUGUUGAGCAAGAAGUGCUUCUUGCUACUCGAAGAGGACGACAACUACGAUUACGAAUUAAGUGUAUGAUUCAAGUAUGAAAUCAUAUUAUUGGCGCGAUGUAAUACUAGAAGUAGGUAUUAUAAUUCUUCUGCGAUCAUCAUAACUAACAAUAAAAACUACAAGUACAAGUUAAAAAGAAGUUCUUUGACUCUCAUUCCAUCUCAAGUAGAUUCAUUCUAAGAAAAAGUUGAGUAUGAUUGCUAACAAAGUAUUCAAAUCCAAGUUGUUUGUUCACAAAUUUCUGCAUAACAUCAUUCAAGGUAUUCGGAAAGCGCAACGUCCAUAUAUCAGAUAGUACUUCUGAAGAACCUAAUAUUAAUCACCACGUAAACCAAACAAGUAUGAUAUUCUUCCGAGAACCAGAACGCAAUUAAAUGUAUGAAGUAGAACUAAUACCCCUGCAAGAACAUGAAGUGACCCAAAUAUUGCCCUGUGAACGAGAGAUGUAUCUCAAUUGUACCUGAUUCAAUACUUCGUCCUCCAUCUUCUGCGUGUGUGGUAUAGAAGUGGCUUGCAAGGAC
Amoebophrya sp. A25 is the source of this 5399-nucleotide messenger RNA. NCBI's taxonomy places the organism in Eukaryota, Dinophyceae, Syndiniales, Amoebophryaceae. The record is from the annotation of a GenBank genome assembly.